AUGCGGAGAUACCGCAGCCGACGCAUCGCCAUGGUCUUCCAAGAGCCCAUGUCUUCGCUCAACCCUGUUAUCAACAUCGAAACUCAGCUGACCGAAGGCAUGAUCACGCAACUCAGCCUGACCAACCGCCAAGCCAAAGACCGCGCGCUGGAACUUCUCGAAACCGUCGGCAUCUCCGACCCCGAACGCCGUUUGGCGCAGUCCCCCACGAAUUCUCCGGCGGCAUGA
Messenger RNA from Geodia barretti, 228 nucleotides. NCBI's taxonomy places the organism in Eukaryota, Metazoa, Porifera, Demospongiae, Tetractinellida, Geodiidae. The record is from the annotation of a GenBank genome assembly.